Molecule: messenger RNA, 5460 nt
Organism: Zerene cesonia (dogface butterfly)
Lineage: Eukaryota; Metazoa; Arthropoda; Insecta; Lepidoptera; Pieridae
Gene: tws
Product: protein phosphatase PP2A 55 kDa regulatory subunit
Exons: 11
Coding region: 316-1686 (456 amino acids)
Biological process (GO): peptidyl-serine dephosphorylation
Cellular component (GO): cytosol; protein phosphatase type 2A complex
Molecular function (GO): protein phosphatase regulator activity; protein binding
Source: RefSeq, a predicted model, not a curated record
AUCUUUGAGUGAGAAAGUGUUUGCUUAAUGUUUAAACAGAAUUUUUAACGUUUCUCGCCUUGAUCUGCUAUUGUACUAAAACUACAGUGAAAAGAAGGUUCUCGCAAUGAUUUUCGAUUGAGUUUACGUGUAUGUGUCGCAUAAUAAUCCAAUGUUGAUAAUUGUUUGUGUGACCAGAUGAUUACAUUAUGUUAUUCGUUAAAUGAAGGUCAAACGGCCGUCGUCAACAGAUUUUUGCUGUAAGGAAUAAAAUCGUAUAGUAGUUACGAAUCAGUUCUUAUUGAAAUCGUGUGUAAAAGUGAAUUCACAAUUAAAAUGAGGUUACAAGCAGGCAAUGGUGGCGAGACGACUUGGUGUUUCAGUCAGGUCAAAGGCACCCUAGAGGAUGACGUCACCGAGGCGGAUCUCAUAUCGUGCGUGGAGUUCAACCAUGAUGGGGAGCUGCUGGCCACCGGCGAUAAGGGCGGACGAGUUGUUAUAUUUCAGAGGGACCCAGCGUCGAAGCAAUGCGUACCCAAGAAAGGAGAGUACAACGUAUACUCCACUUUCCAAUCACACGAACCGGAGUUUGACUACCUCAAGUCGUUGGAGAUUGAGGAGAAGAUAAACAAAAUAAGAUGGCUCAAGCGGAAGAACCAGGCUCACUUUCUGUUAUCCACUAACGAUAAGACUAUUAAACUAUGGAAGGUUUCAGAGCGCGACAAGCGCGUGACGGGGUACAACACGCGCGAGGAGGGCGGGCGGCCGCGGGACCCGGCGCGCGUCACGCAGCUGCGCGUGCCGACCGUGCGCCCCGCGGACCUCAUGGUGGAGGCGUCGCCCAGACGGAUAUUCGCGAACGCGCACACGUACCACAUAAACUCGAUCUCGUUGAACUCGGACCAAGAGACCUACCUGUCGGCCGACGAUCUGCGCAUCAACCUGUGGCACCUCGAGAUCACCGACCAGAGCUUCAACAUUGUAGACAUCAAACCGGCCAAUAUGGAGGAGCUUACCGAGGUCAUUACCGCCGCGGAGUUCCAUCCGACUGAAUGCAAUCUCUUUGUAUAUUCUAGUAGUAAGGGUACAAUAAGGCUGUGCGACAUGCGCGCGGCGGCGCUGUGCGACCGGCACGCGAAGCUGUUCGAGGAGCCGGAGGACCCGCACGCGCGGUCCUUCUUCUCGGAGAUCAUAUCCUCCAUCAGCGAUGUGAAGCUUAGCAACUCGGGCAGAUACAUGAUGUCUAGAGAUUAUUUAGGAUUAAAAGUAUGGGAUCUUAGAAUGGAAACAAAACCUGUAGAAACAUAUCCAGUGCAUGAAUACCUCAGAUCAAAGUUGUGUUCAUUGUAUGAAAACGACUGCAUCUUCGACAAAUUUGAGUGCUGUUGGAGCGGAGAUGACCAGAGGCUCAUGACGGGCUCCUAUAAUGGAUUCUUUAGGAUAUUCGAGCGCAGCGGAGGCGGCGGCGGAGGCGGCGGGCGGCGCGGCGAGCUGACGCUGGAGGCGUCGCGCGAGGCGGCCGCGCGGCCCCGCCAGCCGCUGCGCGCGCGCCGCGUCGCCACCACCGCCAAGAGGAAGAAGGAUGAAAUAAGCGUCGACUGUCUGGACUUCAACAAGAAGAUACUGCACACCGCGUGGCACCCGCACGAGAGCGUCAUCGCCGUAGCGGCGACCAACAACCUGUUCCUGUUCCAAGACAAGUUCUAGCGUCGCCAACACUCUGUACUGGGCGGAUAGAGCACCCCGUAUAACGACGCCGGUCACUUUUGAUUCGAGUUCUGAUUAUGAAACACCCUGUAUAACAAUGUCGGCUUACGUUUGAUUCGAGUUCUGUUUGUGAAACAACAACCCGUAUAUUAUCGCAGUUCGCUUCUUAUAAUCGAACGGAAAAAUAACAUGCUGUUUAGCGAUGCCGGUUUCAUUUUUCUCUAAGAUAUUCGCGAAAAUACAACGAAACUCAUAUACGGAGCCAUCCUCAUAUAUAGUUCCAGGAAAUGUUGUAGCGUCGACAACUUGCUGUACCGGGCAUAUUGAACACCCUGCGUUUGGUUUAUCGCUCGUAGAUACAACUUGCUGGCGGAAAAUAACUUAUAAAAAAAAUAAUCAGUAUACUGCUCUAGGAUAUAUGAGUUUUUUUUGUACAUCGAAUUUUUUAUUUCUGCUCUAAUAAUAUUUUAUUUGUUUUGGUACUGUUUGGCUGUUUUCGGCUUGAUGAUUUAGUCGACGAUUUAAAAUAUCACGGCGAUUUAAAAUAUCAACGGCAAACAAAAAUAUCACGUUUAUUCUAAAAAAUAAAAAUACGUCAAUAGCGACAUUAUAUUUCUUUAAUUGUAUUAAAAUCACCCUGUAUAACUUGUGUGGCGUUUGCGCUGUUGGAUCGGCGUUUAAAUAUUAUAGUUUUAUUAUUCCCAUUAGAAAACAGCAUACUGUAUAAGACAUUUUAUAUAGCAUUAUAAAGAAAGGAUAAGCGAUUAAUUUGAAUAAUUUAUACAACUGCCGAUCGGAUAGUGUCAAAGGCCAUAGGAAAAGGAUCUUUUGAAAGGCAUAUUAAGGUCUCAAAUGUUUUAAUGUCAAUCAUCGUCGUUCGAUAUUUAUAUGUCGAGUCCUGACUGAAAAUGUCGUUUUCUUCAAAAGAUCUUUAAAAUACAAACAUAAAAGCAGUUUGAAACUUGAUUUUUGAAUUUUGUAAUCGCAAGUUAUCAGCGCCGAGAAUUCAUCCGCAUUGUUGAAAUUUAAGCAUUCUUUCGCCGAGACCUUCAAUUUAACAAAUCGGUUAUAGUAUUUGUAAGUGGAAUUGUGAAUGGCAAAAAGGUCGUAUCGGACUGUUUCUUAUUGUCAAUGAAAUUUAUCGUGAUGUUAAUAAUAAAGGUGAAAUUAUAUUAAAAGCUGUAACAUUCCCAUAACAGCGUUGGCAUUCGCUAUAAAAAGUUAAUUUUAACACUAAAACUAGCAUUUAGACUAAACAAUUUUUAGUGCUUUACUUUUUCUUUUUCUAAAUUUUUCCUCAAAUUGUAUGAAUAGUCGAAACUCAGUACAGAGGUGAAUAAAUAUAGGAAAAAAGAAAUAAAAAAUAAACGCCAUAUUAAGCUUCGUUUUGCGUCCGAAAGUAUAAUAUAGUCCAUACCCCGUGGCUUCCGAUAGCCCUAACGCUUUAUUAUAGAAUAAGUAGGUGAAUCGAAUAUAUUACUGUUAGUUGUUGUGUUUGUAUGGUAGUUGCAAUUUUUAUAUAAUUCACGAACAGAUAAAUGAUUUUUACCCCCAGUUUUGGUAGUUUUUGAAUCACUUUUUUUUUUCACAAAUAUCAAAUUCGUAGGUAUAUAUCGUUUUAUGUUGUCAGAAACAUUGGCUAUGUCACAGAUAAUAUAUUGAAUAUUGAAUUAUGUAACGAUUGCAACGAUCCUACGAACGAUAUAUUACGAACAAAAUAUAACCAAAAUGAUUUGUGUCGUUACCACCGGCUUAUGGGCCUAAAUGGAAUCCAUGUUUCAUUAAAAAAAUAAUGGCUAUAUCGUACAAUAUUUCUUAUAAUAAUAAAAAACGUAAUGGCGCAACCGGCAGGACGAUUCUUUUGUGCCCAAAUUAUUAUAAGCGCGAAUUUAAAGUUUCGGUCUAAAAGACCAAUAAUGAUACACAUAUUGUAGUUUAUGUAUAUAGCUUUUUUAUAUGUAAUUCCCCUUUUUUUCGAUUACGAUAUUGUCAAACCGAGUUAUCUUUUAAAAUCGUUAGUAAUUUGUGAGUUUCAAUCGAAAAACCAUCUCGAAGCGCUUCUACUUAAGGUUUUUAAGCGGUAAUUAUUUAUUUUUCAUGUCACUAGUUGACACCGAGAUUAGUUAGUAUCGAUAUAAUGAUAAGAUAUUUUCAUAAACACGGAAUAUCGGUAGCGUUUAGUUGUUGUGUGGUGAGUUGCGGUUAGAAUUGCGAGAGAACGGGCGGUUCUCCUUUGAAAAGUUGGUUUUAUUUUGUAAAUCCCUUAUGGAAAUCAAUUACAACAAAUUAAUUAAUGUUAUAUUGUAGCAUUUCUGAUAAAUACAAUGAUUUUAUUGCUAUCAUUUCAUAGGUGAAUGGAUGGGAAUUUCAAAUCAUAAUCUUUAAGAAAUAAAAGUGAUAAUUUAGUUGAUGUUCGAAGUAAAUAUUUUGUAGUGAAUUAGAAAAGGGAGCCGCCUGUUAUAUUCCAAGAUUUAGCACUAACUCUAUUUGACAAGGACUCGUAUACGUAAUAAGUGAACUUGCAGUGUCAGGGCCCGUGCCUUACUGGACGUAGAUGUUUGUUAACUUUUUUAUUUAUUAUUAUUAUCUAUUUUUUUUUAAUUAUUAUUUUGUGAACGUUUUUUGUUGUACAACUCGUGAGUGAACUUACGGAUAUGAAUGUUUUCGAAUUACCCUCAAAUACAUUUGUCUUCAUUAGAAUAAUGAGGGUAGGAUAGGUGUUAUGUUUUUUAAAAUCUACGAACACUGUUUUUAAACGUUAACGGCGUGUAACAAAUAUCAAAUCACAUUCGUAUCAUGGGAUUAAUCGGGCAUAAUUACUUAUUUGUUUAUAACUUGAAACUUUGAUUAUUGGAAACGAAAAAAAUGUAAAUAAGCGUAAGAACGAAUGGAGGCCUGAAUAAUUUAAACGGAAAGAAAUAAUAUCGUCACAAUUGUAUUAUUGUAUUGUACAGUUUAUUAUAUACAGUUUGUACUCGUGUUGAAAAUUAUGUUCAUCGAUAUUCGUAAUGAAUUUUUUUGUAAGCCUUUUUAUUGUAUAAUUUUAAGAACUUAGUCCGGUGUGUUGUUUAUUCGAUUGAGCGUCGUGUUUGGCUGCAGAGCACUCGUAGUCGCGUAGCGGUCGGCGGUCGGAGAUCCUUAUCAUAGUUUUCGUACGUUCGGGGCCAAGGUCAAUUCCGAGCGCGUCGUUAUUUAAGCGUAACAUUAUGCUGUCCGCUACGUUAUUGGCUGAUAGAUAGUGAUAAAUGUGUGAUAAUUAUCGUGAAAAAAAAAAUUAAUGCCUUCGCAGCUAAGUUUUAUAUUGCUUCGAAAGCAACAUAGGAAUUGACUCCGACCCCCUCCCCCCGAUGUAAAGAAAAUGUAGUAUAGACAGCGUACGUGCGGUGUGUGAGAGAUGCGUGUUAGUUUAAGUCUAGGCUAGUUAGGCAAAAACUGUGAAUGCGAACAGUAAUUACAAAAAAAAAAAGUUUUUUUCUUUCAUGCUCGAUGGAUCAACAGUCAUGUGAUAAUGAGAAAUUUCAUUUGUAUUGGGUCGUAUUUAGUGUCACAACGAAAUGUGCGCGCGCCCGUUAUGACGUAUAAUAAUCGAUUCGCGUUGCGAGUGGAGUUGUAGCUGUUACGGCUAUGGCGCUUUAAAGUUAUCCAACGACAGUUGCGGCGCGAAUCGAAACGUGUUGCGAUGUAGUGUUGUGCCAUGUGAGUGGGCGGGCGCGCGCUGCCGGCGAUGUUGUUGAAUCCAAAAUAUUUCCUAUAAUAUAAAUUUUUAUAUCUGAA